Knipowitschia caucasica is the source of this 1428-nucleotide messenger RNA. The record is from the annotation of a GenBank genome assembly. Lineage: Eukaryota; Metazoa; Chordata; Actinopteri; Gobiiformes; Gobiidae.
AUGGUGUUGAGAUCCUUCGAGGUGGUGGUGGUGUUGAGAUCCUUCGAGGUGGUGGUGGUGUUGAGAUCCUUCGAGGUGGUGGUGGUGUUGAGAUCCUUCGAGGUGGUGGUGGUGUUGAGAUCCUUCGAGGUGGUGGUGGUGUUGAGAUCCUUCGAUGUGGUGGAGGUGUUGAGAUCCUUCGAGGUGGUGGAGGUGCAGAGACUUUUAGACAGGGCGGCGUCAUUGAGCAGUGAACGCUCCAUUCCUCGAGGGAUCAACUUUAAAAAGAACCUUCAGCGAGCGGCUGCCAAGGUCUCCAGUGGUCCGCACCAUCGCACAGGCCAGGACUCUGUAUUUAAGCGCCUGAAGAAGGACCUCUCCACUUUUGUCCAGAAGGAGCUGAAGAAGUUCCAAAGGCUUCUGAGCACAGAUUACCCAGAAUGCUUAGAGCCUGUGGAGGAUGAGGAGCAGAGGAGCAGCAGUGAGGCGCUCCUGAAGAUCACACUGAACUUCCUGAGGAGGAUGGACCAGAAGGAGCUGGCUGAGCGUCUGUGGAGCAGGACUUAUUCUGGAUGUCCUCAGCGUAAACUGAAGGAGCAUCUGCAGCAGAGGUUUGAGUGUGUGUUUGAGGGCAUCGCUAAAGCAGGAGCCCCCACCCUCCUGAAUCAGAUCUACACCGAGCUCUACAUCACAGAGGGAGGCUCUUCAGAGGUCAACCAGGAACAUGAGUGGUCAGCUCUGGCCUUCAUCUUACUGUCAUCAGAAGAAGAUCUGGACCAGUUUGAUCUGAGCAGAUACUGUGCUUCAGAGGAGGCUCUCCUGAGGCUGCUGCCAGUGGUCAAGGCCUCCACCAAAGCUCUACUGAGCUGCUGUGAGCUGUCAGACAGAAGCUGUGGAGCUCUGGCCUCAGUCCUCAGCUCCCAGUCCUCUAGUCUGAGAGUCCUAGACCUGAGUCACAACGACUUGAAGGACUCAGGGCUGAAGCUGUUGUCUGAUGGACUGAAGAGUCCUCACUGUAAACUGGAGACGCUCAGUCUGUCAGGUUGUUUGGUGUCAGAGGAAGGCUGUGCUUCUCUGGCCUCAGCUCUGAGGUCCAACCCCUCCCAUCUGAGAGAACUGGACCUGAGCUACAACCAUCCAGGAGACACAGGAGUAAAGCUGCUGUCUGCUCUGCUGGAGGAUCCCCACUGCACCCUGCACACUCUCAGACUGGAGCAUUCUGGAGCUCAGAGGUUAACUCCAGGACUCAGAAAGUCUGCUUGCCCCGCACACUGGGAAAGGGCAGAGGUGUACAUGGACAGCUGCUACACAUCGCCAGCCUUAGCUAUUGAGUUAGCCGCUAAAGACAGCGGACUGUGUGGGACAGUGAACUACAACAGAAGAGGGAUGCCAAAGGGGCUGAAACCAGCUGCCUCUGAGAAGGCCAGACCCAGUGUUCAUGCGUCAUGA